AUGGCGGUGGCGGCGGCAGCGAACCCGGCGAAGACUCCGAGCAACUCGAGGAGUACAAGGCGUCGGCUCCUCUGGGGCGCUUCGAAGGAAGGACCGCUGCGCCACGGGCUCGAGCGCGGCCGCACACGAAGGGAGACCCGGGAGCUGCAAGGCCCCGAGGAGCCGCCGGGUCCAGACGCCGAGCCAGACGCCGAGCAAGCGCUGCUGGCGGAGAUCAUCGUGGACUACGUUUCCAACUCGCUGGUGCGGGAGCGGUACGACGAGGAGCAGGUCAACAUCGAGUACCGGCGUGAGAUGCAUGAGCUGCCGUACGGCACCGAGCUGCAGGAGGAGGCGUUCGGUGCAGAGGCAGGGGACGACGGGUCAUCGCAACCUCUUCAUGACCCGCAGCAAAGUAUCCCCUCGCCCUUCGGCCAGAAGCCAAGUCAUGAUCUAGGAGAUUGUACCUGGUACGAUGGGUGUGCCAUUGAGGUGGACCUUGAGAAUGGUACCACCAAGCUGUCCCAGACGGCUUAUAUCGAGAGCAUGCUCAACCGCUUCAAUGUCACGACCACUGCUCCCACGCCCGCUGUCGUCGACGAUGACCUAGGGCCGAAGAGAGACGACGAGUCCUCGGUGGACAAGCCCGUGAGGGAAGCGAUCGGAUGCCUGAUGUGGUUGCUGUUCACGAGGCCGGACAUCGCGCUGCCUUUGAACAAGCUGCAGAAGAUCGCCCACUCACCCACCGAGAGGAUGUGGAACGCGCUUGUGCGGAUCAUGUCCUACCUCAACGAGACGAAGGACCUCGGGAUCACCUACGUCCGCGGAUCAGGGCUAGACCUAGACGUGUUCGUCGAUUCUAGUUACGCCGACAGCACCGUUGACAGGCGUUCGACGACGGGGCUAGCCGUGACUGUAGGUGGGACCGUAGUGUGCGCAUCCACGAAGACACAGCCAGUGACGGCUCAGUCGACCACGGAGGCAGAGUAUAUUGCAGCCGGGGAGGGCGUGAAGGAAGCGUUGUUCGUGCGUGGUGUUCUGUCGUUCAUUGCGCCCGAGACGAGCGGUGCCACGAUCAGGGUCCGUGAGGACAACGAGGGGGCUCUCGCGUUGGUGCAGAACCCUUUCAGCUCGGCGAGGAGCAAGCAUAUCGACGUGCGGUUCCACUUCAUCCGCGAGCUCUUCAAGGCGGGCAAGAUCACCGCAGAUUAUGUCUCGACAGAAGAGCAGCACGCCGAUAUGCUGACCAAGGCAACAGGCAUGUGGACAGGGACGACGGCGCGGGGCGCGGGAGGGCCGUGGACGAAGGAGAUUGCUUCGGUGAUGUCUUCGGCGACGGAAGCAAGGGGAGGCGAGCGGCCCCGCCCGCUGCAGCCCCACAAAGGUUGUAGCGGGGGCCAGCAGCAGAAGCAACAGGACGAGGGGGAUGUGAAGGUGUUGAGCGUCGGGGCGAGCGGAGAAGAAGGAGCGCGAUGCUGGGAGGACGCGGUGGCGGCGACCCCGGCAAAGGGAACGCCCGACCAGUGUCCCGAGAUGCCCUUGGAAAGCGAUGACGAGGGCCCGCCGGCAGCAGGUGUUGCGGUGAUGCUCGGAGAGCCGAUCACGGACUCCAAGGUUUUGAUGGCCGUGAGGAUGCCCGAAGCGACGGCGUCGGCGGAGGCCGACGUGUCUUAUGGAGGCGUCGCGCCGGCGGAGCGCGAGGCAUCUGGCGGUUUGGAGAAGGCGUCUGGCGAGGUCCCGGUGAUCGAGGCGACUGUGGCAAAGGGAGGGCUCGUGGUGGAAGUCGACGCUUCUAGACUGCAGGCGAUGGAGGAGGUAGCGGACGACAGCGCCGGCGGUUCGACGGCAACGGUACCAGGGGCGGGAGCAGUAUCGGCGAGGCUGCCGGUGUCGUCGUCGGAGGCUGCGGACAGGGCAGAUAGCCCGGUUGUGGCAGCCAAGAAGGCGGAGGAGGGGGGGCUUGUACCAGGGUUGGCGAGCAGGAUGGCGGUGGUGGAGACGGUGGUAGCUGCACCCGGAACUUUGACGAUCAAGACGAGGAAGGUGUCCUCGGAAGAGAGGCAGAUGGCCGGAGCCCCCCAGGGCGAGAUCUUCGACGUGGUGGCGUUGAAGAGCAGCGAGGUGCCGGCAUCGGUCGACGCCGUGCAAGCAACCGUGGUUGUGAAGGACUGGGCGAGCUUGUUUGCCGCCGUGAGCUCCGCGAGGGUGCUUCUGCUGCACCAUCGUGACGUGUUCGGAAGAGAAUAUGAAGGUCCGGGCUUGAUCGGACAGCUGGUGUCUCUCGUGGCAGACGCUGUGUCCAACAGGCGGUCGGUGGUACAGACGAACGGCUUGCGGUGCUUGGGCGAGAUGUUCAGGUGCGUGUUGGAUGUGGUCAUGUUGGCGUGUGAUGUUGAAUUGAAGAGUUUGGGAUGUGUGCCCGGCUCAUCUAGGUUAGGAUCUCGUGCUCAGGCAACGGCCAUCUGCGUGGUGGGGAACGGGAUGACCGCCGACCAGAUGGGAACGCUGGUCAGGUCUACGCUGUCCUGCCACAAGUCGUCCUCCACGUUCUGCGGGGAAGAGGCGAAGAAGGCCAUGGAGGCUGCCCUGGCCAACGCCGACCCGGUGCCCCUGCUCAGCGCGGUCCUCCCGCAAGCACUCGACAGACACCCCAAGGUGGCCAGGCUGGGCGUGAUCUACACGGCCGAGUGCUUGUCGCGGCUGCAUGAGGGCAGUGUGGUGGGAGGCGGUCUGGCGGAUGAUGUGGACGUGAUGUCCGUUGUGGCGGCACUGGCCAAGGGGGCAUCGAGCAGGGACUCGGAUGGCAAGGACGCUGCCUGGAGCGGGGUGGAGAUGUGCCGCAAGGCCUUGGGGCACGAUGUGUUCGAGGCGACUAUCGCCGAACACCUCGACCAGAAGGGAGUGCGGGCCAUUCGCGACCUCGUGUCCGACAAGGCCCGGAGGAAAACCAGGACAGCUAGAGAAGCAGCUGCGGCAGUGGGGGCAGGCAAGGCCACGGCCGGCCGUCCGAGCAUUCGUUUCCGUCGCAGGGUCGCUGACGGCGGUGCUUUCGGCAAGCCUGCAGCAAGUGGUGGUCUGGGUGGGCGGGACGGGCUUCCGACACCCGGUGAUGGCCGAUGCGGACACAGGGCCCUUGGGGAGGAGGGGGCGGAGGGUGACCGGAUUCCCGCUUGCGUCUCGUCGUGGUGCGAUGGAGAGGCGGGGUCUGGCGCUGCUGGCGGAUACGGCAUCGGUGGUGCCAGCUCGUCGAAGAGGAAGAGAGGGGGCCCGGGAGAGCCGGUCAUCGAAGACAUUGCACCCACGUCGGUGUCGACGGCCGAGGGCAAGGCAGGGAUGGGGAAGGACGUCGCGAUGGAGGGGUUGUCGAUCGGAGGAGAGGCACCUAGGAACUGUGGCAGCCGCAAGGGGAGCUGUGACGAUUGGCCGGAAAGGUGUGGUUUUGUUUGA
Ectocarpus sp. CCAP 1310/34 is the source of this 3426-nucleotide messenger RNA. NCBI's taxonomy places the organism in Eukaryota, Phaeophyceae, Ectocarpales, Ectocarpaceae. The record is from the annotation of a GenBank genome assembly.